CUUAAAACGGUAUAGUCGGGUACAGUCCCACUGUUGUACUGACUUUGGCACCACAAGCACGUAUGUCGAGUUACGUAGAGGCUAUAUAAGAUGGAUUUAUCUUUCUUGGACAGAGUGCUCCAAAUAGUAAAAGAUGAAAGAAAAAAAGACGUACCGCUUGUACGUUUUAAGCAUCCUGAAGAGUUAGAGGCCAUUCUAGACUUGGACAUUGGUCAGGAAGUGAACGAUGAUGACCUGGAGCGGUGUGUUAGACAAGUCUUACAGUACAGCGUCAAAACAGAUAAGGCAACGUUCAAAAACCAGUUAUAUGGCUGCACUGAUCCAUAUGGACUGGCCGGCGCUUGGAUAGCUGAGGCUUUUAACACUAGCCAAUACACGUUCGAGGUAGCACCAGUCUUCACCCUAAUAGAGCUCAAAGUUUUGAACCAUAUUCUCAAUUUGUUCGGAAUCCCAAACGGUGAUGGUAUUUUUAGUCCCGGCGGUAGUGUUUCAAUGUUAUAUGCUCUGGUUGCAGCUAGAUUUAAAGCUUUCCCCGAAGUCAAGAGGAAAGGCAUGAGAAACUUACCGGAGAUGGUCAUUUUUACUUCUGAAGAUAGCCACUACUCAAUCAGAAAAGCAGCGCAUUGGUUAGGAUUCGGAACAGAGAGUCUUCGUCCCAUAAAGGCGAAUGAACACGGGCAAAUGAUUGUGAGUGAACUUGAAAAGGCUAUAGAAAGAGAAAAAGAAGAAAACAGAUAUCCAGUAUUGGUUAAUGCUACUGCUGGUACCACCGUCCUGGGCGCUAUUGAUGAUUUGAAUGACAUAGCUAAUGUCUGUAAGAAGCAUGGCGUUUGGAUGCACGUUGAUGCUUGUUGGGGCGGUAGUUUGAUGUUGUCGCCUAAAUACCGAAGCAAAUUACUGGGAGUUAAAAGGGCCGAUUCUAUAUCUUGGAAUCCUCACAAAAUGGCCGGCGCACCUCUGCAGUGUUCCGUAUUUCUUAUCAAAGAACGUGGGUUGCUUCACGAAGCUAAUUCUGCAGCGGCUCAGUACCUGUUUCAACAGGAUAAGUUCUAUGACGUUUCAUAUGAUACAGGCGACAAAAGUGUUCAGUGUGGAAGAAAGAUAGACGCGUUUAAACUCUGGAUGAUGUGGAAAUCUCGUGGAGACAUUGGACUUAGUGUACUAACCGACAAAGUCAUGAGCAUAGCACAGUUCUGUUUAAGUGCCACUUCGAAAAUGGAGGGUUUCCGAUUGGUUUCUGAAAAACUGCAAUGCCCUAACGUGUGUUUUUGGUACAUUCCUAAAUUUAUGAGGAAUAAAGAUGAGAACGAAGAGUGGUGGGAUCUAAUGCACAAGAUAACACCAAAAAUUAAAGAGCAGCUAACGCUGACUUCGAAACUGAUGGUAGCUUACUCGCCGCUACGACAGCACAAGAAUUUCUUUCGACUGGCCUUUACUUUCCAUCCAGAACUAAAUGAAAAUCAAGUAAUAGAAAUGCUUAAUGCAGUGAAGGAAUCCGGCGAAGCGAUCACUAAGGAAAUGUUCCCGUAAAAUAAUAAUUAUUAACUAGUGGUCCCGCAGUAGUCGAAAUUCGACUAUAAUUAAUUGAAAUUAUAAGUUUGAACAUUAUUAAGG
This is a messenger RNA of Bombyx mandarina (wild silkworm), 1614 nucleotides long. RefSeq names its product acidic amino acid decarboxylase GADL1. The record is from RefSeq and is a predicted model, not a curated record. Gene Ontology annotation, molecular function: carboxy-lyase activity; pyridoxal phosphate binding. NCBI's taxonomy places the organism in Eukaryota, Metazoa, Arthropoda, Insecta, Lepidoptera, Bombycidae. Gene Ontology annotation, cellular component: cytoplasm. Gene Ontology annotation, biological process: carboxylic acid metabolic process.